This is a messenger RNA of Caenorhabditis elegans, 855 nucleotides long. RefSeq lists its product as uncharacterized. Bases 1 to 609 code for a protein of 202 amino acids. Lineage: Eukaryota; Metazoa; Nematoda; Chromadorea; Rhabditida; Rhabditidae. Gene Ontology annotation, cellular component: endomembrane system. The record is from RefSeq and is marked reviewed. The transcript has 4 exons.
AUGCCGGACGGAAAUGAGCUCACUGAAAAAAGAUUUCGAUGUUUCUGUGGAAUUUGUCAUGUUGUGACGGGAACCCAACUAUGUCUGAUUUGGUACAUCUUAACUUCUGCUCUCUCAUUGUUGUUUGGAAUGAGAUCCACGUGCACAUGGUUGAUUGUUCCAAUUUGUGUAGUUGGAUUGGGAAUGUACGCAUUCUAUUCAAAGCGGCAUAAAUUCUUAUAUCCAUUCCUGAUUAUCACAGUUGUACAACAAUUGGUAUGUAUGCUCAUGGCAACUAUUAUUACGAUAUUCUCAUUGUGCAGUUUCGAUACGAUGCUUGCUAUUAUUGGUCAUACACUGGAUAUGGCGGAGCCACCAUCAAAAACUCUCGCACUAUUUGUUGUUUGUGGAACAGUUUCGGCAUGUAUUCUACUUUCAUUUAUUCAUGUCUGGCAAGCAAUUAUCAUUUAUACAUGCCUUGAAUACUAUGAAGACGAAUAUCGGAAGUUAGAAGAAGGCUUCUGUGUGGAAACAUCAAGAUUAGAUGCAACUGAUUUUGAUGAUAGCAGAAGUCGAUGUACUCCAGAUCCACCGUACCAACAACGGGAACCAAGAUUUCCACUUGUCUGAACAAUAGUUUCUAAUCUUAUUUUCCCAUUUGUAAACUUGUUAUUAUCAAAAUAUUCUUCAAAACAUUGUUCUCAAAAAAAUCAAAUCCCGCCUUACUUCCCAUUCAUUCCUCUACAAUCAUCGCCUUCUUUCAAUCUCACUUUUCAGUGUUUUCUUGUUGAACAAUAUUUGGUAUCAUUUUCAGUAUUUUAUUUUCGGGUUCAAAACUUUUGGUCAAACACAUUCAAUAAAUCAUUUCCACUCGUA